Molecule: messenger RNA, 1544 nt
Organism: Plodia interpunctella (Indianmeal moth)
Lineage: Eukaryota; Metazoa; Arthropoda; Insecta; Lepidoptera; Pyralidae
Exons: 2
Coding region: 437-1528 (363 amino acids)
Biological process (GO): retrotransposition
Cellular component (GO): ribonucleoprotein complex
Molecular function (GO): single-stranded RNA binding
Source: RefSeq, a predicted model, not a curated record
CAAAUUAAAUCAAUAAGCAGUCAAAAAGUAUUCCUACUGGUGCAAAUUCUAUAUCAAAAUUAUCCUGGAUAAAAGUUCUUCCGAAUGGUGUUUAUGUGACUAGUGUACAGUUAAGAACCACUCUUUAAUUUGUCGUAACAACAAUCUAAAUCAGUGCAAAUCUGCUGUGUAAUUGUGAUCAUUACUUCGCUACGAGUGCCAGUUAUUAGUCAUCGGACCUAGACUCCGCCCAACUCUGUGCGCUUUGACAGUCCGCCCAACAACGAAAGCAAAGUUUCGCCGCCUACGCCAUCGCCGCUGUGGCUCUGCGGUCCGUAUACACGACUUUCGUGUGAAAGACACUGGUUCGAAUCCACGGCCACCUAGCAAAUUUUUAUUUUUUUUAUUUUUUUAUAUAUAUAUUUGCUUCUGCGGGCAUAUUCUUUUUCGUCUCAUAAUGCCAGAUAACUAUGAAACCUGUGCUGGAUGCCAAUCUUUAAUUACUGAUAGAGAGUAUCUAACCUGCUUCUCGUGUAAAAGGGCGUACGAUUUAAUCUGCGCUAAUGUCUCGCAGCAACGAUUUUAUAGCACUCUGACCGGAGAGCAUCGGCAAGCCUGGAGAUGUGUGUGUUGUAUCAGCAAAAUGCCGAAGUCGGACAAUACCAACACUCCCGUUCGUGGUGUGUCUGAUGGAGUUGGACACAGAUCGGACGAAAGAGCCAUCAUCAAUAGGGGUGCGGCAGCGUGCAAUCUCACCCAACACCUGGAUGACAGCAGUGCGCUGAAUGAUACCGUGGAGAUGACUGACAUGCAAUCCUUCAUGCUAGAGGCACGACAGUGGCGGGAGGAAAUGAAGGCUGCGCGAGUACAGUUGGAAAUUUUUAACACAGUGGUUGCUAGGCUUACUGAAAGGCUUGAAGAGAGUGACCGAAAACAAGACCAAUUGCAAAAGCGAGUCGACAUCCUGGAGAAUCAAGUAGCAGAGUUAAGUACAAACAAGGACAUAUCACUGCAAGUGACAAUUGAGAACUUGAAGGCGGAACUGAAUGAUCGUGACCAGGAUUUAUUGGGAAAUGACUUAGAAAUAACAAAUAUCCCCGAAGAAAAGGGUGAAAACUUGGUACACUUAGUUAGCUCCAUUGCGGACAAGCUUGCUGUAGAUUUAACGGAGCAAAACAUAGUAUCUGUGUCGCGGGUUGGUCGAUCCUUCGAGGGCGAUGGCGCAGCGCAGCGGCCGCGCCCCAUUGUUGUCCGCGUUUCGCGGCGGGCGGUGCGAGACCAACUGCUACACUCAGCGCGCGUGCGCCGUGGCGCUACUACGGAGGGCACAGGCCUCCCGAUGCCGCAUCGCCGUUUUUAUAUUAAUGAAAGGUUAACUAAAACCAAUCGUCAACUGUUCAGGCGGGCAAGAGAUCUGGGCAAAUCUCACAAUUGGCGAUAUGUCUGGACAAAAGACGGAAAAAUAUUUGUAAGGCAGCAUACGGGCUCCGACUCACCGCGUCAUCGCAUUCGCUGUGAACAGGAUCUAACAAAAAUUUUUGGGGCAUAAUACUGUUGGUUCUUGU